Molecule: messenger RNA, 927 nt
Organism: Hansenula ciferrii
Lineage: Eukaryota; Fungi; Ascomycota; Saccharomycetes; Phaffomycetales; Wickerhamomycetaceae
Gene: BIG1
Product: Big1p
Exons: 3
Coding region: 1-927 (308 amino acids)
Biological process (GO): fungal-type cell wall biogenesis; (1->6)-beta-D-glucan biosynthetic process
Cellular component (GO): endoplasmic reticulum membrane
Source: RefSeq, a predicted model, not a curated record
AUGUACUGGAAAUCAUUCAUCGCUCAGAUAUUUGUUGUAUCGCUUUGUUUCCAAAGCGCCUGCUGCUCUGUUCCUUUGAUUGUCUAUUCACAUUUAUUAGUUCCAAAAUUACAAGCAUAUAUAAAUAACUUCAAGCACUUAGAAUUCCCAAUAGAAAGAUUAAAUGAAGUUACUAAAAAGGCAAUUGAACCAUGUACAUCAGAUGCUUAUGUAUUAGUGAAUCAUCCAGGUUUAACAUUAGAAGAUUUACAAGAUCCAAGUUUAUUUAAAUUCUUAAGAACCUAUAUGUUAAUGAGUUCUUCCCUUGGUGCAAUUCCAAGAGCUGAAAAGCCUGUUGAUUUUGAUAAAUUGGAAGAUCUUGCAAUUAGUAGAUGUGGUGCUCAUAAAAUUGAAGUUGAUGGGCUUGAAGAAGUGCCGACUUAUAUUGAUUCAAGAACAAGAGUUAUAAGAGUUAAUUUCCCAAGACUUCCUGAAGAUCCUGAAGAAAGAAAAGAAGCGCUUAUAAAAGCUGAUGAAGCAUUAAGACAUACAUUAAGAAAGUUACCUUCUCCACAUCAUACCAUGAUUUAUACAAAUCAAGAACCAGGGGUUUUGAAUAAAUUGAAAGAACGUAAAUACUCUAAGUUGGACAUUUUUGAAGAUAUUACAAGAGAACCAACAAGACAGUAUGAAGUUGAGAGAAACAUCAAAGAAAAAAAAGUUGAACCUUACUUCCAUGAAAAGAGAACAAAUUUGAUAGAUAGAAAAGCAUCUGAGCCACCAAAAUUCUUUGAUGCAGACUUCCUCAUUGAAAACGAAGUUUUAGUACUGGGAAUUGUUGGUAUUACAUUAGUUUUAUUUAUUCAUCAAACUUUCUUGUUGCUCAAAUUCUUGGUGAAAAGGGCAUUCAGAUCUAACAAGCAAGUAGAAGAGAAGAAAAAUAAAUGA